UAAUAAUAAUAACAAUAAUAAUAAUUUGCUGAAGGGUCAAUGACAUCAAGGCCUAUCAAUAUCAAAAGUGGAAUCUUUCAAGGAGACUCUCUCUUUCCACUCCUGUUCUGUCUUGCCCUUGCUCCACUGAGCUCAUUACUAAAGGCAACCACUUAUGGGUAUGAAGCCCAGGGUAGAACAAUCACCCACCUCUUUUAUAUGGACGACCUAAAAACAUAUGCAAAAAGUGACAGCCAGCAAACCGGCCUACCCAAUAUUGUAAAGACAUCCAGCAAUGAUAUCAAGAUGGAAUUCGGGCUGGACGAAUGCGUUAAAGCUACAUUGAAAAAAACUUCCGAUCUACAACUUGACAUUGACACCUGUCUCAAGGAACUAGACCAAGAGAACACAUAUAAAUACCUUGGCGUGGAUGAAGGUGAUGGUAUACAGCAUGCCAAGAUGAAAGAAAAAGUGAGGAAGGAAUACUACCGCAGAGUAAGGAUGGUCCUAAAAACGGAGCUCAAUGCUGCCAAUAGAUUUGAGGCAUUCAACACCUUAGCUAUCCCAGUGGUGACCUACAGUUUUAACAAAAUCGACUGGAAGAUGAGUGAAAUCAAGAGGUUAGACACAAAAACAAGAAAACUACUCACCCUAUCAAAAAUGCAUCACACAAAAGCAGAUGUAGACAGACUAUACCUCCCAAGAAAUGCUGGUGGUAGGGGUCUUAUCGUCCAAUUAGAAGCCUCUUACAAAACAACCACGAUGGGGCUCGAUUCAUACCUAAGGAACAAUGAUGAUGCCCUAAUCGAACUAGUGCAAGAACAUGAUGGCAGAAAGAAAUUUUAUUCUAUACAAAGGCAAGCAGAACAAUUUAAACAAGAACUAGACAUAACAAUACCAGACAAACAAGCAGAAGAAACAACCACCAAAUAUGCAAAGAGAACCAAACAAAUGGCACGAAAUAAGACCCAAGAAAAAUUAACAAAGCAGUGGGAGGACAAAGCCCUACAUAGAAGAUACCCAAAGAGAACAAAGUAUGCAGAUGUUGACCACCACAAAACCAACCAGUGGCUCAAAAGCAGUGGACUGAAGGUAGAAACGGAAGGAUUCAUAAUCGCAGCCCAAGACCAAAGUCUAGCUACC
Orbicella faveolata is the source of this 1122-nucleotide messenger RNA. RefSeq lists its product as uncharacterized. NCBI's taxonomy places the organism in Eukaryota, Metazoa, Cnidaria, Anthozoa, Scleractinia, Merulinidae. The record is from RefSeq and is a predicted model, not a curated record.